UAAAAAUCAUAUAUAUUUAUAUUUUUGUAGCAACAGUUUGCAAAAAUACAAAAUACAACUUGCUAUAUUAUGUAAUUAUGAAACAGUUGUUAUGAAACUCUUAAGGGGAUAGUAUGCUAUUUCUGAAUUUUGCCCAAAUGCAAUUGGCUAUUUAUGUAAAGAUCCCAAACUUGUUUCUACAGUGGACCAACAACGAGCCCAAACGAAAAGCCCAUAGAGUCCAAGUCCGAAAUAGAGUACUAAACUCCUUACUACAACGCCGGCGAUCGGAAGUUAAAAUGAAACAAAACGAAGAAAACGCCGCUAGUGGCGGCGCCGCCAAUUACCGGUGGUGGGCCGCCGCGAGUACGGGUCAGUUACUAUGGGGAAUUUACUCUUAUAGGAGAGGUUAUUCCGGUGAAUGUAAAAUGAUGCCGCUUAAAGCCUUCGCCGUCGCUUCGCUUUUCGUCGGCGCAACUGCUUCCGCUUCAAUGGCUUCUCUUCGCGCCUGCGGCAUUUACUCCGUAGAAGACAUGAAGGUUGUCGGGGAAAGUAUAAGAACCGGACUUGGGUUGACACGAAGGGCACGAGAAGACUAAGUACUUUUGAGAACUAUCGUGAAUCAGUAGCCUAAAGAUUAUUGACGAAGGAAGAUCUCCAUCUUUGUGUAGUUUCUUGCUAAAACCAUUCCAAGGGGAGCACAUAUCCCAAAGGGUAUCCACCCCAGCUUGUACCAAAAUAAUAAAUGCAUGACAUGUUUGUUUAUAUACGAGGUUAAUUACUUGAUCAUGGUUAA
Molecule: messenger RNA, 775 nt
Organism: Capsicum annuum
Lineage: Eukaryota; Viridiplantae; Streptophyta; Magnoliopsida; Solanales; Solanaceae
Exons: 2
Coding region: 114-578 (154 amino acids)
Source: RefSeq, a predicted model, not a curated record